CAACAGUUAAACUUUUACGGGCAUCUGGACGAGGCGGAUUACAGUUUUGUGGAAAAGGAAGAAAAAAACACAUAUACUCAAAAUGACUUCAAUUGAGCAACUUUUAAACUUUAGUAAUCCCAUUUUCAAGUCCUAUGUCUUCUGGACUGGAGUCUUGGUGAUCAAAACUCUGGGAAUGAGUUUACUCACAGCUUCGCAGCGUUUUAAGACAAAGACCUUUGCCAAUCCCGAGGAUUUGAUGUCACCCAAGUUGAAAGUUAAAUUCGAUGAUCCCAAUGUAGAACGUGUACGUCGUGCUCACCGCAACGAUCUGGAAAAUAUAUUGCCCUUCUUUAUCAUUGGCCUACUGUACACGCUGACCAAUCCAUCAGCCUUCUUGGCCAUCACACUGUUCCGUGUUGUGGGCAUUGCCCGGAUUGUCCACACAUUGGUCUAUGCCGUGGUUGUUGUCCCACAGCCGGCACGUGCUCUCUCCUGGUUUGCGGCCUACGGUGCUACCAUCUACAUGGCCGUCCAGGUGGUCCUAACAGCAGCUUUUUAAAAUCUAUGAACAAAUUGUUAUCAACUUGUAAUUUUGUGACGUUUUGAUUAUAGGAUAUCUUCUCCUUUUUUUUGUUUAUUUCAA
Messenger RNA from Drosophila willistoni, 625 nucleotides. RefSeq names its product microsomal glutathione S-transferase 1 (gene Mgstl). Gene Ontology annotation, cellular component: membrane. The transcript has 2 exons. NCBI's taxonomy places the organism in Eukaryota, Metazoa, Arthropoda, Insecta, Diptera, Drosophilidae. The coding region runs from base 83 to 541 and encodes 152 amino acids. The record is from RefSeq and is a predicted model, not a curated record.